Messenger RNA from Beauveria bassiana ARSEF 2860, 1764 nucleotides. RefSeq names its product choline transport protein. The transcript has 2 exons. Lineage: Eukaryota; Fungi; Ascomycota; Sordariomycetes; Hypocreales; Cordycipitaceae. Bases 1 to 1764 code for a protein of 587 amino acids. Gene Ontology annotation, molecular function: transmembrane transporter activity. The record is from RefSeq and is a predicted model, not a curated record. Gene Ontology annotation, biological process: transmembrane transport. Gene Ontology annotation, cellular component: membrane.
AUGGCCUCGACAGGUCAUGAGCUAGGCAACAUGGCCACGGCCACGGCCAAGGGCAUGCGCACCAUCAUAGGGCCGAUCAGUCCUCACAGAGAGAAAGUCUCCAAGAGCGACUACGCCGACCGCGAGCAACUCGCGCGCCUCGGCAAGAAGUCUGUUCUCAAGCCAAAGCAGCAUCUGUCUGCCAAACAUUCCUCAAUGCUAACCCCCCCCUCCCCACAGCGCAACUUUGGCUUCAUGUCCAUCCUCGGCUUCUCCUGCACCAUCCUCAUCACCUGGGAAGCCACCCUCGUGCUCUCCGCCCAAGGCCUCGCCAACGGCGGCUACGCCGGCGUCCUCUACGGCUACAUUGUCGUCUGGCUCGGCAACAUCUCCGUCUUCACCACCCUCUCCGAGCUCGCCUCCAUGGCGCCCACCUCUGGCGGCCAGUACCACUGGGUCGCCAUGCUCGCCCCGCGCCGCUGCGCCAAGUUUCUGAGCUACACCACCGGCUGGCUGGCUGUCGGCGGCUGGCAGGGCAGCGUGGCGAGUUCCGCGUUCUUGACCGGUACCAUGAUCCAGGGCAUGAUUGCCAUGAACAAUGUCGAGACGUACGUGCCGCAGCCGUACCAGGGCACGCUUCUGUUUUGGGCGAUUAUGCUGUUUGCCGUGUUGAUCAAUGCGAUUGUCAGCUCGGCGCUGCCGAAAUUUGAAGGCCUGAUUUUGGUAUUGCAUGUGCUGGGGUUCUUUGCCAUUUUGAUCCCAAUGGUGUCGCUAGGUUAUCACGGUGAUGCGCAGCACGUCUUCACCGAGUUCCGCAACGGCGGCGAGUGGCCGACGCAGGGUCUCUCCUUUAUGGUUGGCCUGGUUGGCAACGUCUUUGCCUUUGUUGGCAAGUCAUCACCUUUCUCUCCUCCACCCUUGCAUACCAUGAAACACACAUCUCUAACAAAUACAGGCGUCGACGCUGCUUUCCACAUGUCCGAGGAGACGCUCAACUCGGCCGUCGCCGUGCCCAAGUCCAUCUUCCUAUCCAUGCUCAUCAACGGCACGACCGGCUUCGCCAUGACCGUCGCCGUGCUCUUCUGCAUCAGGGACCUCGAAUCUGUCCUCAGCUCGCCGACCGGCUUCGCCCACAUGCAGCUCUUCCUCGACUCGACCGGCUCCGUCGCCGGCUCGACCGUCAUGGCCGCCAUCAUCACCAUCCUUGGCGCCUGCGCCACCGUUGGCAUGCUCGCCUCCACGUCCCGCGUCUUUUGGUCUUUUGCCCGCGACCGCGGCCUGCCCUUCUGGCGCGUCCUGUCGCGCAUCGAUGCGCGCACCACCGUCCCGGUGUGGGCGAUUGCGUGCACCACCUGCAUCGCCUGCCUGCUGGCGCUCAUCAAUCUCGGCUCGGCCACGGCCUUGAACGCGGUCAUCUCACUCUCCAUCUCUUGCCUCUACCUGUCGUACUUUAUCUGCGCCAGUCUGCUGCUGUACCGCCGUACGACCAAGGGCUUCCAGAUGCCUGGCACCUCGGAGAUGCCGGCGUUGGCAAACACGACGGGCGCCGAGCUCGUCUGGGGCCCGUGGCACUUGCCAGGUGCACUGGGCAUCGUCAACAACGCCAUCAGCUGCAUCUAUCUCAUUGUCAUCUUCUUCUUCAGCUUUUGGCCCGGCAUGAUGAACCCUACUGCCGCGACUACGAACUAUGCCGCUGUUGUCACCGGUUUCAUCUUGAUCUUUAGCAUUCUUUACUAUGUUUUCUGGGCGCGGAAGGAGUACGAGGGUCCGAUUAUCGAGAUUUAA